Colletes gigas is the source of this 3250-nucleotide messenger RNA. RefSeq names its product protein THEM6. NCBI's taxonomy places the organism in Eukaryota, Metazoa, Arthropoda, Insecta, Hymenoptera, Colletidae. Bases 931 to 1599 code for a protein of 222 amino acids. The record is from RefSeq and is a predicted model, not a curated record. The transcript has 5 exons.
GGUAAAAAUCGACACCGUCUGCGAACAACAACAAAGUUCGGUUCUCCAUUAAACCAGAUGCCAAGGAUUCUGACGUCAACGCACGAUGAGGCUUCGUCUCCCACUAGGAGAGCCGGCUUCAUGGUUGGAUGUCCUCGGCGCAGAUGCGACUUCUGAAAAGGGACGUCCCGGCGCCUCUGACGCCGACGGCGACGACGAACUCGGGAAGACGUCGAUCAGCAGUCCGUGAGAUGUCGUCGACACGAACGGACACCUCCUAACCGCCCUCGUCGUCCUCGCGUUUCCGUGUGUGUUUUCGUGUGCGCGUUUCGUGGAGCGUGUGCUGACGCGUGAACAUACUACGCAGACCAGAGAGCCACGCAUCCUCGGGUUUCCCGGCUGGUAAAUCUGCCGGCAGACGCGCGCGAUCAUCGAUUCGCAAGCUGCCUUCGCGAGAGCUUGAAGAGCGAUAGGGGAAUCCUGACGGAGACCGGAACUCGCCGUUUCCAUCGAGGAAUCUCCGUACGAAAAGGAAACGUGUCGUCGUGGUGGCGCAUCGCGAACAUUUCGGAUAUUUUCGAACAUCGUCCACGAACAGGGAACGUGACUCGCGUGACAAACGCCGAAACACCAGAAGGGGAAAGUAUCGAAAAGUGUUCGAGGUACCUCGGGGCUGAUAUCGCCGGUGCAAGGUGCACGGACCCUUCUGAUUAGUCUUCCAAAAUGAGACUGUUAAUCGCGCGGCGGUACACCUGUGGUCUAUUGUCAUGCUAAACGCGCGGUGCAGCGCUGGAUUCGCGAGAAACGAGCCACGAGACGCCGCCAGACUCGUCCACGAAUCGAUAAAGUGGAGCGUGGCUUCCCGGCGGUGGAGAAACUCCAAAGUCUGACCGCGCGGGUUUUCUUCCCUGGUUUCUGUCAGAGGGUGGAAAGGAACAAGACUUCGCCAGGAUGGUCACCUGCUGGGUCCUGACCGGCGUCUUCGGGGGCAUCGUGCUGCUCUACGGCCUAAUAGAGAUCCACUACUUCCUGCGCAUGUUCUUCACCGUUUUCUUCGCGCGUUUCUGCAAGAAAAAGGUUCACAUCCUCGACGAGACCACUGUUUACGGAGUUUGCACCACUACGGAUGUGGACACGCUUCUUUACCACAUGAACAACGCUAGGUAUCUGCGCGAGUUGGACUUCGCCAGAGCGGAUUUCUACGAGAGGACGAGCUUGUAUCGCGAAAUCUGUUCGCAAGGAUCGGGAGUCGUGCAAGGUGCAGCGACCAUUCGUUAUCGUCGAUUCCUCAAGCCUCUGUCUAUCUUUAAAAUAACAUCUAAGAUCAUAUAUUGGGACGAGAAGUCCGUGUUUAUGGAGCACCGGUUCAUCACUCCCAACGACGGUUUCGUCAGGGCAAUCGCGAUUUGCAAACAGAGACUCCUGGACUGCAGCGCCGAGGCCGUAAUCGGUUCCCUCAUGGAGCGAGGCGUGAAGCAAAAUGGAAGCGUAGAAGCGGGUGUAACUCAGAUACCGCACGUGAGGCCACAGAUGCCACCGGAAGUCGCCAGGUGGUUGGAGAGCAACGAAAUCUCGUCGGCGCUGCUUCGUCAGGCACCGGCAGUGACGUCGAACUGCUGACAAAGAGAGGACACGCCGUCAACCGCGAACGGCGUCGUCUCCACUUCCGUUUACGCGACCACGACGGUAUAAGCACGAUCGCUCUGGAUCAAUUUUUUCUCUUCGAGACGGCAGGGUACGAGCGAUCGUUACGCUUAAAACUUUUAUUGAUCGUAGCCUCGGUCGUCGUCACUUAAAGAUUGAUUCGACGCGAAUGGGAUCGGAGGCGUGAACGCGUACAAGGUGUCAAAGAAAGUACCUUUCGAUCAAUGGGAAACAAAAAGAUAUAGAGUACAAAGACAGAUAGACGUGAAACUAUUUUGUUACACGACAGUGAUGGUUUCCGAUCGUGACGUUGCCUCUUUGCGCACGGAGAAUAAACGUGUCCACGGACGAGUCGAUGUUUCAAUGGAUUUAUUUACGAAGUAUAUUACGAAAGGCUGCCGGCCGACCGUAGAACGGGAUGCCAGAGUGACUUUCAAGAAAUUUGCACCUAUAAAUGAUAGAGAUGUACUUCGAUGGAGCUUCCAAAGCUUGAAAGGUCGCCUUUAUUGAAUACUUUGUUAAAAGUUACCGCGAUACGCAAAGCGUUAUUUACAUUUUUUAUUAUGUGCGUGACUGGCGUCGGUAACGACUCGCGUGGAGGGAAAGUCGAAUACUUGUAGUUCGUCGCAGGAUAGCAGAAAUGGAACAAUCUAUUUUACAAACGCGUUGAGAGACCGGUGUUUAUAUUUCUAUUGGGUGAAACGGAACGUUUUUGCGUUCUCCGCAAAAUGGUGUUGGUGUAAAUCUUUAUCCGUUUUUUUUUUUUAAGUAAUACAAUGCAUAUUCGUGGCGUGCAAUGAGGAAGGCACCAAAACUCACCUUGAAAAAUUAUUUGCAGUCCAAAGAAGCAAUGAUCUGUGUUGUGACUCGUUGGGUACACAACGAAUAAUUCAUUACGUGUUUCUCCGAUCCAGCCGAACGGUAAUUAACAAUGCUGAUGAGCUCUUUUCCGCCAGGAUAACGCUCGGUUCGAUGUUAAUUUAUUAAUGUCACAAAAAUUAAGAAUUUCAGUUGGAAAAUUUUCUAUUACUUACCAUAAUUGAGAAACCAUUUGCAUACAAAUUCGAAAUUAAAAAGUUUAAUGAUUGUUGUUGUUCGUCAAAGAGAUUGCAAGGACAUUCCGUUGUACUGAAUAAAAUACACUGGACGUGCCUUUAUGUGAAUCGUGAUGGAACGUCGCCGUCCUGCGAUUAUCGAGCAUUUGGAGUGUGAUAUUUUCAGCUUUAUGACUGUCGUGUUAAUCACCUGGCCAAUUAAUGUCGUCUUAAAGUCUUCUCAUUACGUUUUUAGCUAUAGAAAAUAUUUAUCCGACGGCAGUCAUAUCGGCAUGAUACUUGCAACCGACUUUUUGAAUUAAUAUGUAUAUUAUUCGUUACUGACGCCAUUUCUAUCAGUGGAUUUCUGAGGGUUACGAUUCACCGAACUUCGGAUUAAAUCGGCAUUGUAGUAUGGUCAUUAAGUAGCCAACGACGUAGCCAGUCUCGACAGUAGCAUUGCGCGUCUACGCGCCCGGAGACGUUACUAUACUUCUAGAUAAUAAUAAUAUCACUGUGUCAGAUAAUACUGUGUUGAUAAUCAUGUCGUUGAACCACUGUCCAGAUGGAGCAAUAAAUAUUCUUUAGAUGGG